AUGGUCAAGAAAAGCAAGCUCCUUGCGGCGCUCGACGCUCACAAGGGACGCGACUAUGAGGCGGAGAAGCGCAAAAAGGCGCUGAAAGCAGGCGAAAAAGCAAAGAAGGAGAAGGUCGAACGGAAGUUGCAGCAAAUGCAAGAAGAACAAGACGCCGCUAUCGACUCCGUACCGGCUCUGAAUGCUGACAAGGCGGCAAUCAGAGACAACAGCUCGGGAGAAGAGGGUGAUGUUGACGGCGUGCACCUUGAUGCGGAGGAUGCCGCCGAGCAUCUUUCAGACUCUGCCAAUGAGGAAGAUGAGGAUGAGGACGACGACGAAGACGACGACGACGAAGACGACGAAGACGAAGACGUUGCACUAUCAGAUCUGUCUGACGAAGACAAAGAAGAUACCGUCCCACACCAACGCUUGACCAUAAAUAACGGCCCUGCAUUACUCGCUUCGCAAUCACGGAUCGCCUUACUAAGGAAGCAUCCUCGCAAAGAAAAGGCGCCAUUCCACAUCCAUAAUUCUCUAAUAUCAUCAAUGCCAGCUGUGUCGGCCUCUGUGACUGACCCCAAUGAUGAUCUUCUUCGCGAGCAGGAGUUUUACAAGGUCGCUCGAGCAGCGGCUCUCGAGGCGCGGUCACUCCUCAAGAAAGAGGAUGUUCCAUUCACACGGCCUAGCGAUUACUUCGCUGAAAUGGUCAAGAGUGAAGGGCACAUGGAAAGGAUUCACAAAAAGCAAUACGACGAUGCAGCUCAGCGCAAGGGUCGUGAAGAAGCGAGGAGGCAACGUGACGCGAAGAAGUUUGGCAAACAGGUACAGGUUGCGAAAGAGCAAGAAAGAGCGAAAUUGAAGCGGGAGACGCUGGAUAAAAUCAAGGACCUGAAAAGAAAACGAAAAGGCAACCCUUCAGAAGCCACUCGCGAAGGAGAUGGCGACAUGUUCGACGUUGAUGUUGAGGCGGCACCAAAACAGUCACGGACAGGCCGAGAUCGAGAUGGCAGCGGUUCUAAUGCCAAGCGUCAGAAGAAAGACUCAAAGUUCGGUUUUGGAGGCAAGAAGCGAUUCUCGAAAAGCGGUGAUGCGGAGAGCAGUGCGGACAUGCGUGGCUUCAGCAGUGCGAAAAUGAAAGGCAAAGGUGGCGGUGCCAAGAAGCGUCCGGGCAAGAGUAGGAGGGCUGCUGGUCGGUGA
Molecule: messenger RNA, 1179 nt
Organism: Cyphellophora europaea CBS 101466
Lineage: Eukaryota; Fungi; Ascomycota; Eurotiomycetes; Chaetothyriales; Cyphellophoraceae
Exons: 2
Coding region: 1-1179 (392 amino acids)
Biological process (GO): rRNA processing; ribosomal large subunit biogenesis
Cellular component (GO): nucleolus; preribosome, large subunit precursor; nuclear periphery
Source: RefSeq, a predicted model, not a curated record